UGAUUUUCGUCAAAAUAUCGAAUUCCCAUUGCCAAGACUUGAAUCUAUUAAGGUUUCCUCCACACUCCUUUCUUGCCUUGACAUGGACUUAUCAACUUGCCCUUUCUGUAAUCUCACAGUUCUCACCCUUGAACUCGAAAGACACGCAAAUAGUCACUUCGACGAUGAAGACAUUUCCAAGGACUUGGAAUUGGCACAAGAAAUUGCCCUUGCCUCCUCAAGUCCACCUUAUUUCCAGGUUGAUGAUGCCAUGCAGUGUGAAACCAGUUCUCGGAAGAAUCAUGAGAAUAGUUUCUUGAAAUGUGAUGCCAAAAAUUGCACACCUGGAGAGGAAGAUCUAACUGGAAAGAUAAGGAUUUUAGCUAGUGUGCAGAUCAAGGAAAACUGCCCUCAGGUUGGACAAGGCUUGAUGGAUUUGUUGAAGAACUGUUUAGAGUUGGAGACUGAAAAGACCACCACUAUUUUGUGUGGUUUUGUUGAUCAUUUUCAAAGCAGCCCUUCAGAGGAUUUUGGGUGGGGUUGUGGGUGGCGUAAUAUCCAGAUGCUUAGUUCUCACUUGCUUAAGCAACAUCAAGAAGCAAGGGAGGUGUUGUAUGGAGGUUCUGGGUUUGUACCUGACAUCCCUUCACUCCAAAGAUGGCUUGAAAUUGCUUGGCAAAGAGGCUUUGAUAAACAGGGCUCGGAAGACUUUGAUCAAGCAAUUUAUGGCAAAAGAAAUUGGAUUGGAACAACAGAAUGUGCUACACUCUUCCGUUCGUUUGGCGUUCGGGCCAGAAUAGUGGACUUUAUAAGCCGUGAAAUAGUCUCUAGGUCUAAUGGAGUCGGGAAUUAUGUCAGCAAGAUAUCACCACAGGUUUAUGGACCAAUGGAUAAAUAUCUGUCCAAAAAGAAAAAUGAUAUAUCUGAGGCUGUUUCUAUUUCGUACGAUGUAAAGGCUAAGCCUAGGGUCCAACAGGCACUCAUUGAUUGGGUGUGGAGUUACUUCUCUGACAAUAAAUUCAAGAAUUCAAGCAAUCAUGGUAUCCUAGUGAGUCAAAAAGCGCCCUUGUACUUCCAGCAUGAUGGCCAUUCAAGAACCAUUGUUGGGAUUCAAAGUAGAUGUCAGAGAAAUGGGUCGAUACAUUACAAUCUAUUGAUCUUAGAUCCAGGUCAUCCAACAGAAUCCAUGGCAAAAUCUCUUAAAGAAAAUGCCGGUUGGCAAAAGCUAGUAAAAAGAGGUGUCCACACCCUGAAGAAGCCAUUGUAUCAGUUGUGUUUUAUUGAUCCUGGAAUUGCCUCUGGGGAAGAGAUGGAAAGACUAAAGAAUCUACAGAGUGUCCGUGUUGAAGUUUAGUCCUAAAAUCUAAAGGAUCUACAAUAUCCAACUUGGAUUUUAGACAAAAAUCUUAAAGGGGUGCUCUUUCCUUACAUGUAACCAUCCUGUGUACUCAGUCAUAGUGGAUAUGAAAUAUAAGUUUAACUGUUUUGCCAUA
Molecule: messenger RNA, 1472 nt
Organism: Nicotiana attenuata
Lineage: Eukaryota; Viridiplantae; Streptophyta; Magnoliopsida; Solanales; Solanaceae
Product: zinc finger with UFM1-specific peptidase domain protein
Exons: 6
Coding region: 83-1333 (416 amino acids)
Source: RefSeq, a predicted model, not a curated record